Nelumbo nucifera (sacred lotus) is the source of this 955-nucleotide messenger RNA. Its product is annotated as FKBP-type peptidyl-prolyl cis-trans isomerase. The record is from RefSeq and is a predicted model, not a curated record. NCBI's taxonomy places the organism in Eukaryota, Viridiplantae, Streptophyta, Magnoliopsida, Proteales, Nelumbonaceae.
AUUGCAAGGACAUAAAUCCUUCUUCAGAAUCCCAAACACAAAACUGAAACGGAGAAAGUGAGCGAGCAGUAGUGAGCAGCCGCCGCAGAGGGAUAUAAUUAUAGAUAAAAAGAAACAAAAAUGGCGAUGUUACCGUCAUCGUCACCGCCAUCGUCGCUGCAGCAAUUCUCGAAGCAGUUUCCUGCCGCGUUCUCUCCCAUUGUCAUCUUCACUGCCAGACAACAACAAUCCAGGCCUCUUCUUUCUUUCUCCACUAGAGCUGUCGACCCCGAAACAAAUGCUUCGUCUGAUACAACCGAAGAAGCAUCGGCAGCCGCAGCAGACGACGAUGACAAGUUCGAGAGCCGGUUGGCACAGGUCCGGUACAGGUACAGAAGCGGCACUGGGAAAAAAGCGGAGGUCAGGAAGGGCAAGAGAUCCAAGAAGGGCUCCGGUGGCGGCGUAUUUCUCCCGCCGAUUCCACUGAAAGAGCCAGUGUCAGGGAGACUGAAGGUAGACUUCGGAUUCAGCCCUUACACGGAGCGGAUAAAUGGAAGUCUCGCGGCUCUAGGUCUGGCGGCACUGCUGCUGGUGGAGCUGGCCUCUGGUAAGAGCGUAAUCAACUACCAUACGCCUGCGAUAAUCUUCGUUCAGAUCUAUUUCGUAGCCGCUGUUUCGACGCUCUAUAUCAAGUACGAGAAGGAAAGAAUCAGCAUCUGGCCUCAAUCCCCCAAAAAAUCUUAAACAUUUCUUCUUAUAUAGAAUUCAAAGAAGAAGAAACACGUUAAUGUAGUUCCUGUUCGUUGAUCAUUUCAUUCCUUUCCUCCUUGAAACAAUUUUUGGUUUUAGUUAAUGAAAUCUUCCCUUUUGACAACUCUCCAUACUUGAUGCAAUGUACGACAACCCAUUGCUCUCUUCUUGUUUUGGACAUUUGAUGCAACGGGUGUCUAUCUAUAAUCUAUGUUCAUUCUGAUUA